AUGUUUGGAUCAAAGGCUCCUUUAAUCACAUUGUUCGGCGAACGACUUACAAAACAAUUUCUCUCCGAGUCCAUUAGCGCUCUUGAUAAUCUGAUCUUUGCCCUCUCGCCGCUUGGGGUCUUGACUGCUGUAGUGUCAGUGAUCAGGAUCUGCGGAAGUUCGUCUUUAAGGGCAUUUGUCGGACGAGCACAAGAAGGUCCUGCCGAAGCUGAAAGUGAACUCCUUCCUUGCGUCUCCGAAUCUACCGCAGAGCUCUUCAAUGAUGGUGGAAUCACACGAGUCUUUGGAAGGCCCAAAAUCGUGGAGAUAGUGACUUGGGAGAAUGUCAACUAUAGAAAAGAGACAGUGACCAAAAUUGGCACUUUGAAAGACGCUCUUCAAGAUGAUGCGUGGUCUUGCAAUAGCAAAGUUUCACCCAGUGAAUUACCUGAACUGGACAUUCCCAAUCUGUCAUUAAAUACGGGAAUCAAGAGGAGGGCUCAAGUGUGGUUUCAUUGUGCUGCGAUACUAGGUGGUGUACUGCAAACCGCCACUAUUGCAUAUGCUGCAUUCACGGUGUUUAUAUAUCCCCAGCAUUUUCAGAAGAACGACAAAGCUGUUGCCUCAUACGCAUUCCCGCUUUAUCUUACUGGGUCGGUCCUCUUAUUUAUCGGAAUGUUCUUCUGUGCAUUUAUCUUGGAGCGUUCCUCAAAGGAGUAUUAUCUGAAGGCGGAAAGGCCAAGCAAGAUAUACUGGCUGCAGCUUGGUAACCAAGAUGUGGGAGAUCAAGUCUUCAAUACUUUCUUGGCUGUCAAGGAAGGCCCAAAAUCUUCAAUGACCACGAAUCUUAGCUAUAUCAAAUCAAUCAGAGAUCGAAGAUAUGACGGGAGGCAUUUAGAGAUUCACUCCACACUCGCAUCCACAAUCCUCGGAUUUGUCUUUCAGUUUGUUGGACUGAGAGGCCUCCAUGCAUCUGUCAUCCUAGCCCAGCUAGGAUCGACACUCCUAAUGGCUAUCAUACGGACCUGGCUGCGAACGGAAAGAAUGGAGCCGGACGAUAACAAGAUGAAAGACGACCGGGACCUCAUGGCUUACAAGCAGCAGGAGCUGGACUGCUUCGCCUUUUAUCUCGAAAAGGUCGAAUCUUUCGAUCUAAUCCCACCGCAUAUGGUACCACUGCAUGACCAAUCAGCCAGGAUGAAGCCAGCGGAAAAGCUGUUACCUGAUGCUGGGGCACCGUUGGGGAUAAAGUUGAUUCAGACACGGGCUCAGCUAUCUAGACUUACAUCGAGGUCGACUCAGAGCAUUAAUGCUGCCUGGGAUGAGAUGCCUGUUCGAAAAAUAGCUCAUAAUCUCUCAAAAAUGAUUGAGUCGACGAUGGAUUUGAUUUCCAGUUGGGGAGUUGAGUUCGAUGACACCUUUAGCUUCCGAAUUGGCUUCGAAUGUAAAGGUAUCAAUCCAGGUUCUGGGACUCAAUAUUCAGGACAAUCGGCGAUUGACCUCAUGUGGCGAGGUGAUGAUAUGCGAUGGAAAGUGGACGCCACCGAGAUGGAGGCAGUUCUAGGCUUGUGGACAUGGUCUCUGUGCAAGUCAAAUCGCGAUCUAGCGACUUCAAAGCUCUUUCGUAUUGUUGGGCUUGAUAAAGCAGAGGCAAGCAGGGAAGAGACUUAUCUCUACUUUCGCAAAUGGAUAUUCCGAACCUUGGACAAACGACUGAUCCCAUCUGACCUCAUUGGCGAUCAACAACGACUCUUCGGCCAUGAGCCAAAGGAUCACUCCUCCCUGAAGAACCUUCUCGCUAUAUACACUAGUAAUGGAGUAGAGAUGAUGACCGCCCAAGAUAUUUUCAUUCAAUUUCUCAAGACAGCUUUCCUCCAAGUGAAGGAAUUGGGCGGGCAAGUGGACAUCUCUACUGGUGCAUACAGACGCGACCCGAACUUAGCCUCCAACACGCAUAUUAAUGAGCUGGCAUCUCGGUUUGAAGCUCAUUCCCUUGGAUCACGGGAGGAUGCAUUACUGUGCAUCGUCCCUGUUCUAAAAGAUAGAGGUCUUCUCCCCGACCUCGAAGCCGACUCCCCCAAGACUAGAGCGCACAAAGAGGAAUAUAUAAAGCAGGACAACUGGGAAGAAGCAUUCGAUCUGCUUCUUUGGCUUUCUGAACGAUCAGAAGGCCAACAUCUUGAGUCAUCGGUUUAUGAGCUGGGGUUUCUUUGUCGUCAAGCGUUGUUGGGUGGCACCUAUAAUGCUCACAUCAAAGGAGCCGAGCAAAUAGGAAACCUUCUCAGGUCAGAUAUACGGGACUGGUUUAUUCGAGGUCCAUUCGUGCCGUCACAUUGGAAGAAGUCUCAAGAUCGCAUUCAGUGGUGGGAUGCGUUCUCAACCCAACUUGGCUGGAUAGCAUGGAACAUCUCGACCAAGGUUCCUGACUUAGGAUUCAGCCAGCCUACUCUGGCGUCGUUGAACGUUCAGCAGACGUUGAGUGGCGGUAACGAUGCAGGCCAUGAUGUAGUUGAGGUCCAAAAAAGCAUCGAGGCUGUUGAAUACUGGCUUACAUCGGAUAUUCUCGUUUUGGGCCACGGUGGGCCCAGGGCUAACGAUGAGAUCGCGUUUGACUGGAUCGUCCGCAACAACCAUCAUGCCCUGCUUUAUUUUCUGCUGCUAAUAUGGAUUGAGCUCAGCGAAAGUUGGCCGUCGCUCAUCAUGCGCGCAUAUUCCUUCGCAAGCAAGAAUCGCUCUGUUUCGGCAUUCAGAACCCUUCUUCGCUACAGAGCAAAUAUAGAAGCAGUGGAUCCCCACGGUUGUACGGCGUUGCUUAUGCGCAUCCAGAACAAAGACUUGGAUGGAGUGAAAAUGUUACUGCAAUACGGCGCCGACCCAAAUGGCAAACCAAAUGGCGUCAACGAAUCCCACAAGAUCAGACCCCUGCUUGUAGCCUUGGGAAUUGGCGACUACGAUAUUGCCGAAUUACUUCUGCAGAACGGAGCCUCAGUAGAUGUUGUUGACCAAAGAGGCCUUUCCGUGUUGUGGUGGGCCUGCAGCUCCGGUAACUUGGCGAUUGUUGGUCUGGUUCUGCGCUAUAAUGCAGCGAUUGACCCAGUCGGACCUGACGGUACAACGCCAAUGCGCUAUUACGCGGAAAAAGGGAAAGUUGAGAUUGCUAGGUUCCUAAUUAGUAAAGGAGCGAGCACCAAAUUUGAUGACAUGAGCGGUCGGCCUGCACUCACGCCCGCAGCUAAAGAUAGCUCUUUGAGAAAUGCUCCGUUGUUGUUGGAAGGAGGACCUGGUAUUGUUGUGGACAAGAAGAAGGGACUGACCGGUGGAUCUGGCGUCAUUAGACGUCCACCUCCAAGUUAUGACUAG
Penicillium griseofulvum is the source of this 3339-nucleotide messenger RNA. Its product is annotated as ankyrin repeat domain-containing protein. Gene Ontology annotation, molecular function: protein binding. The record is from RefSeq and is a predicted model, not a curated record. The coding region runs from base 1 to 3339 and encodes 1112 amino acids. Lineage: Eukaryota; Fungi; Ascomycota; Eurotiomycetes; Eurotiales; Aspergillaceae. The transcript is spliced from 2 exons.